GUUAGUUCUUGCCUCUUGGAGACUGUUGUGUUCAAUGUUAUUGAUUUGGUGUUUCGGUCCUAGUUGCUGCCCUACUGUUUCGCCUGUACACAAAUUGAUAAUAUUAAAGGCACUUUCCUUUCAUCUUUAGUGCAGAAAAUGGCCAUGGAGAACCUACUAAAAUGUCUCGUUCGGGAUUCGCAAGCACUAGGACGUGGCUUCUUGCACAUUAAGCAACAGAGUCAAGUGGCUUUAGAAAUGUUAGAAUCUCAAACUGGGUUAAUGCAGAGCACACCACAUGAGCUACGAGAAAAGUGUUUCAUUUCGCUUCAUUCUGCCCUUGUUUCAAACUCAGGACAUUUACUGAAGCUUGGGCUGAUGGGUGUUCAGAAACUGUUACGAGACAAUCAUUUUGUUUCAAAACAUUGUGAUCCGCCAGAUGAUAGCCAGUGGUUGCUCUCCCAGUUGUUGGACUGUCUUUCGUUUCCCAGUUGGGUAAAAGUGUCAGAAGAAGUUCAGAUUGAAAUGACUAAGAUUUAUAUUAGUUUUGCUUGCCUGGAGUCAAAGUUUCUAAAUUUAAACGCACAUGUCAUCGUAGAUCUUCUCACCCGAUUGUUAGACAUGGGGCAGAGCGGAGGCAUAAGAUCACGUAAACAUCAAGUAGCUCUUCAGACAGCGUCGGUCCAAAAUUUGCAAACCUUUGGCAAAAAUAUCGCCAUCAGCGUGACGCUUAACCCCCAAAACCUCGUCCCUGGUGAAUGUGACGUUAAUCAAGUCAUUCCAAUCAUCCAAUUUCUAUGCGACAAGCUAGAAGAUGGUCUGGUGACGGCUCAAGUUUUCCCCGUCGAAUUCUCUCUCGAGUCGAUUCAAGCUUUGCUCAGCAAUUUGCCUGAUGGUGUGGUGCUAAACUCGAGAAGUCACAGCUUUGUUUGGAGAACCCUUUGUCCCACUCUUCUGAAACUUGUUGGUGUUCCCUGUCCAAACGCUCCGGCCACUACAGACAGCAAAAUUUCCGAGCUGCGAUGUGUGGCGAGCAUUGGUUGUGAGCUGUUGCGUCUCUUUGGCAAUGUUAACGUACUCCGAGCUCCGUUAGAAUCCCUCUUCCACCGCUUACUGGUCACCGAUCAUAUCGCAACUCGAAUUGAAAUGUUCAAAACCAUCAAAGAGGUCUUUUCCAAGCCUCAUCGAUUGUUGGUUAUCGGCGGACCUUUCCUCGUGGAGGGAAGUAAUCACGAAACUUUCCCUGAACCAAACGAAUUCGGGAUUCUCAGAGUAUUGUUCGACGGAAUGGAGGAAAGCAUGCAAACAGAUAAUGUCGAGUUGAGGACCAUUGUUCUAACUUGUGCAAAUACGCUGUUGACUUCUUUAUUGAGUCUGACUGGCUCCCCAACUUCUGUUCAAAUAUCCGAUAGCUUCAUGGAAAAGAUUAACUUGCUCUACGACGAUUUAGAAAGUUGCGACUAUAUUGGCGCUCUAAGCUACCCAACGAGGCUAAGAUUGCCAAAAACCUAUGAGCAGUUGCUGAAAGAUCAAACUACUAUCCCUGUGAAGCCACCCACCAUCAUGAUCGAUCUCACCCAUUUGCUGGAAGAUGAGGAGGCAGCGGAAACUGUGGUGGCCAACAAUGAUGACGACAACUGCAGCACCACUUCUGGUGUGACGGAAGGACCCGAAAUCGUCGACCAAGACGUCGAAUCGGUAGACAAGGAACCUGAAAACGACAUCGAACUUUUUGGCGCCAACGAUGGAUACGCGGCCCGUUCAAAUCACGUUGAUUUGGAGAGACUGGCCGCUCGAAAGUUCCUAGAAGAUCUCCAAUCGUUCAUUCCCAAUCUGGGCUCUUGGCGCAGUCCACUCGAAGUGGAUUUGGCUCUCCAACAGUUCGCAUCCAACUAUUGUGAAGAUGCCGGGCAAGAUCACGUCAUUUUCAAUGCUGACGGAAUCUAUUUGGCCACUUAUGUGACUCUUUUAUUGAACUUUGAGCUUGCCAAACGCGAAUACUACCCGUCACGUACUGGAUUCGUCGCUCAAAGCGAAGAUGAUUUCAUUGCCAGCGUUCUCAACAGCGGAAUAUUGGUUUAUUUGACGCCCGAGUUCUUGGCUGAACUCUAUCAAGGCGUCCUGGUCUCGGACGUCAUCGGCAAUGCAGGAUUCAACGUCAAUGCCGAUUCCAACACAUCGAUGAUGUUCAGCUGCGCAUUUAUCAAUCUUCUGACUGAUGUCAGACAAGUCAAGUGCCCAGAACAAGCGACUUGCUUCCUGUCCGAUUGCCGCAAACUUCACUUUGCCUUCACACCCAACUUUCUGCUGCGGGAACCUCGUCGACAAGCUGGUCUCAAGUUUGCUAGACGUCUUCUAACCUGCUUCUGGGACUCGUUCCUUUUUAUCUAUUCCAAUGGCGUUUCACCGACGUCCAACGAAACUGACAACCAAGCCAUUUCACAGGCGCUGGAGUGUCUUCAAAAUGCGGCGAAAUUAGCCAACAUCCUCGGAUUGCAGGAUCGUUCUGGCACCAUCUUCUCUCUUUUGGCUUCCGUCGCCUGCGGCAAUCCUCAACUUGGCAGUGCCCUGGUUCGACAAAAAUCGUCUCUGAAGAAUCGCUUGAUGAAGGCUCGACUUGCCGGAUUGAUAUCUAAACCCGUGUUUGACAUUGAUCUGCCGCACAUCCUCAGCUUGGAUGUCGUCCUGAACAAAGGCUUGGAGCUGGCGUCCUACAAUAAAGAAGCUUGGACCCAUAUUCUCCGAUGUUGCUUGUACGUGACGGAGUUGGAAAGACGAGUUUAUCAGUCGAGGAAAACUGACAGAUUCAAAGUGGCCACCCAACUGAAACAGUACACAUCUAAAAUCAAAUGGAAACUGAGCAACUCCGUUGGCUCAAAGGAUCAGCAAGGCGAUGACUUGAAUUUAUCCUCAGCCGCUUUUGGGGGAUUAGAUGACGAAAGCAGUUCUACCGACAGCUAUAGUUUCUUGACGGCAGCAAGCCAGCUGCCCAACAACGACAACGACAUCCAGCAGUUAUUGGACAAAGCAGUCAAAUGCGACAAUUAUCGGAACACCGGUCAGUUGGAUAGUAAAUUACUGGCCCGGAUUAUUGGAGUGCUGAGCGAACGUGUCGAUUUGCUCAUGGAAGAUGCGGCCGCCAAGUUGAAUCUGAAAAGUCUGUUGCUGUUGAUCGAAGAACUUUGUCAGUUGUGUCACGUUCAGUUGAACCAUCUUGACGAAGACAACAUCAGCUUACAGUGCCACUGGGUUUUGCAUAGAAUUGGUGAAGUGAUGCUUAGGAGUGUCAAGACUGGAAGGCCGCUCUAUCAUGCCCUACAUUGUUGGGCUAUCGUCGGUCCGACUCUACUCAAAGCUGCCUGCAGUAGUGAUUCGGCCAUCGCCAAAACUUCGGUGGAAAUCUUGCGAUCGAUUAUCAGUCACGUUUUGCAGGAACAACCGGAGCCUCUUCACUUCCACUUUAAUGAAGCGCUGUUCAAACCUUUCGAACAUGUUCUUUGCCGAGAGAAUUUAGAUCCCGAUUUGCAGGAUCAGGUGAUGAGUUCCCUUUGCGAAUUGGUGGAAUGCUGGAGCGGUGAAAUUCGUUCCGGAUGGCGGCCACUUUUCGCUUGCCUCCGACGCUGGCCUCCUCCACCCCAGGGGCCCACAGAUAUCUGCAGCACUAGUCGGCUAAUUCAUUCUGAGAAUAUCAGCACCGUCAAGGAAGUACUGGCCGCUUUUGUGCAACAGGGUGGAUCCCAUCCGCUUAUUUUCGCCAAUGCAGCUAUGGAUGCCAUUCUUUGUCAGCUUCACUAUCUCAAAUGUUACAGAUAUGUAGCAGAGCUCUCUGAUCCGGCGUUAGAUAACCUUCAAAAAUUUGCCAAAAUGUUGGGCCAACUCUGUAGGGAACCACACCAGACGCCCGUGUUCUAUUCUGCCAUGAGCUUGACAUUUUUACCUAACGAGUGCGAUUUCGAGCCGUUAAUCGCUUUGGCAUUGGAGCAUCGUGAUCAAAUGGAUGCCGAAGAAUACGGUUGCUGGUCCAGUCUGUUUGAGGUGAUCAGGCCUCAAUCUGGUCACGCGGUCAAAUUGUGGGACAACCCUACAGGAAUUUACAAAGUGUUUUACUUGCUGUUGGACGGAGUCACUUGCUGUCUUACGCACGCCAAAGAUCCCGUCCAAAAAUCAAUUGGCGAAGUCGUCAUGGCCACUCUAAUACUGCUCAUCGACAUUCAAGAGUACGAGUUUGCUCUUCUCUGCCUGAGAUGUUCCAUUCUACCUGGGAUGAGUCACUGGUUGACUGGUCUGUUGAGCAUUAACCGAACAACUCAAACUGGAGGCGCCAGUUUAGGCACUUUCAAACAAGUAUGCGGCCUACUCUGCGAAGUCAUGACUCGACUUCUCUCGGCCGAAGAGACGAGCCGUCUUGUGGAUACGAAAGACUUGUCCGCCUUAUUCCGGGAAGUGACCCUCUUCUACGUGGAAUGUGCCGUCCAAGAUGACGAAUCCCUCGUGCGCAUUGGCAAUUCCUGCUUGCGCCAUUUGAUCGUCAACUGCGGACAACAUUUCCAGACGCUCUGCCCUUCCGGCGAACUGUGGCAAGUGUCUGCUUCAGCCCUUUGUCUGAUUGUUCGCUGUAGCCUCACGGCGGUGCAGAGGCUCAUUCAGAAUGACAGAGCCGGUGAGCAGCAGGAACGCCAACAAUUUCGAUUGCAACAUCUAUCCAUGCAGAUCUUUAAUCAACCCGUGGCCGAGUCCCUGUCGCCCAUGUGCAGCUGCAACAUAUUCGUCGCUUUGCUCUCUUAUCAGUUGGCUAUCAACACCAUCGCCAAUAUUGUGUGUUACAACAAUUCGAUCCUGACCGGGGAUGAAAAGAUUAUGAAAUCGGCCGUGUUUGCUGAAAACAUGCAACCUUGUGCUGCAGUUGAGCCCAAGAUCCUGGCGAUUUUGACUAGCGUCUUGCGUUUGGGAUGCGAAUUCGGUAUAGACUUUGAGAUUGCACUCGGCAUGCGGAGGCAUCUCCAGAAGCUUUACGGUUUUUCGCAACCCCCUAGUCUUGCCCAAGUGACUGGGCUCAGUUCGGAUUUACUUAUUGUAGCCCUGGCUAACAUUGCACUGCAUUAUUCAACUCACAUGAGGGAUCUCGAACAAUGGCUAGAUUUUCUCAUCGAUUUCUACUUUCAAGAAUCGGGCAAUGAGCUCCCUCCGGCUGAUUCCGUGCCGACUGACAACACAUCAGAGUUCCAGCUCGUGUCUUCCAGCAAGUCCAAGGAAAAUGUUGGAACUAAUGAUAACGACACAACGAUAGUAGUCCAAGUGGAAACGGAAGAGAAAAUUGAAGGAGAAGCCAACGAAUGUGUGACAUCGACUCCAAAGUCCGGGUCAAUAGAAGAGUCGGACGAAAAGAAACAGUUGCUGGACACCAGAGAGGAAAAAAAUGAUGAAGAGUGUAGCAGUCCUUCAUCCUCUGAAUGUCUUUCUGGAGCAAGGACUCCACAAGAAGAUGACCAUAUCAUUAAACAACAGAUGGCGGCAGCUUUAGAGUCCUACAGAAGGCAGAAGAGAUUGCAAACGAGAAUUAUCAACACGGUCGAACCCAAAUCUUCUAGGAUAACGAAGGUCACCCCGGAAAUCAUAUCGAAAAUUCUGCUACUUUCAGCUAUUCGACUCUUGUCUCGACUCGAUAAAAACGUCCAAAAUUCUUUCCAAAUUGUCUGGAAUAUCAUGUCAAGGAUCAAUCUCCACUGCUCUGACCAACAGAUGCGCAAGGCACACGAAGAGUUUGAGCAACUUUUCCCUCUUUAUUCGUUUGAAUCCGACAGUUGCCAAGACACAGUUUGCCCUUGAGCAGUUCAGUUUCCUCGUUGGAAUAUCUGUGUCCCCUUUCAUUUUCCCUUAAUCAUACCUUGCCCCGUUCACCGUGUUCCCCCUUAAUGGUAUAAUUUUCUAUCAGAUUUAUUUUACAGACUAUUUUAACAAAUCAAUCUUUACCAUCAAUAGGUUGUGUUGUUCUAAUAUAAAAUUCGUUUCAGUGGAUCAACGGUAACUACCUUAUUUGAUUCGCAUGAUUCGAAACUUUGAAUGUUGAAUUAAUAUGUCGAUAAUGUAUUUUUGUUUUAGAUAUUGAUUACAUUAUAGUUGUGUCAAAAAACAUA
This is a messenger RNA of Daphnia pulicaria, 6113 nucleotides long. Its product is annotated as brefeldin A-inhibited guanine nucleotide-exchange protein 3-like. Bases 139 to 5805 code for a protein of 1888 amino acids. NCBI's taxonomy places the organism in Eukaryota, Metazoa, Arthropoda, Branchiopoda, Diplostraca, Daphniidae. Gene Ontology annotation, molecular function: guanyl-nucleotide exchange factor activity. The transcript has 21 exons. Gene Ontology annotation, biological process: regulation of ARF protein signal transduction. The record is from RefSeq and is a predicted model, not a curated record.